Amphibalanus amphitrite is the source of this 1014-nucleotide messenger RNA. RefSeq lists its product as uncharacterized. Bases 403 to 1014 code for a protein of 203 amino acids. Lineage: Eukaryota; Metazoa; Arthropoda; Thecostraca; Balanomorpha; Balanidae. The record is from RefSeq and is a predicted model, not a curated record. The transcript has 3 exons.
CAGAUAUAACGGUUGCUGGGACAGCACUUCUGGGGGAGAUCGGCGCUAAGGUGUCUGAUUUGAAGGCGCCACAGGACCACCCGAAGUUAGCUAACGGUCAGCCAGCACAAUCUAUCGGCUCGUUGCCGAUCAGGGUCACUCUUGAUGGAGUAGCAGUUGAUGAUGAUGUCCACAUUGUUGAUGGUGUGUGUGGAUUGCUGCUCUCCUGGCGUGUGGUGAAGGAUCUUGGCAUCGUGCCGAAGUCCUACCCCAGGCCACAGAGAUCUGCCAUGCCGUCUGUCAAGCCACCGGUGCCCCCCAAACCUGUCGUGCCUGCCGUGCGGACGGGGCGAGCGCCCCCUGGUGGGGGAUCUGACAGUGCCGUACCUCCAGCCAGGUGUGCGCUCGGAGGUGACCCGCAGUAUGACGUCACCAGCGCAGCCUCCGACACGACGCAGAGCAGCAGCAACCUGCCAGCUGAGGGGACACCUGCAGUCGGAGCUCCACAACCGCGUCCGGACGCCUUCAUGCAGUCUGCUGCGGCUGAGCGCCAGCGUCUGGUCGACGAGUUUCCUGAGGUAUUCGACGGGAAGGUCAAGCCGCUCCCAGCGGUGCUCUGAGAGGGGCAUCUCCCUCAACAAGGAGAAGUUCGUCUACGGCCAGCGACAGAUCCGCUUCGCCGGGUACGAGGUCUCCGAGGACGGCUACAAGAUCGACACGAGCCUGACCAGAGCGAUCGCCGAGUUCCCCACGCCUGGGAACGUCACAGAUCUCCGCUCCUUCGCCGGCCUCGUCAACCAGGUAGCGUCGUUCUCGCCCCGAGUCGCUGAGCUGAUGACGCUGCUCCGACCUCUGAUGAGUACUUGUAACGAGUUUCUGUGGCAGCACAGUCACCAGGAGGCGUUUGAGAAGCGUCUCCGGUUCAAGGCGUCGGAGUACAACUUCACCGCCAGCUGGCGCCGGAGUGAGGAACACCAAGCUGCCGACGCGCUGUCAAGAUCGCCCGUCGACCAGGCCGUGGAUGGACGAACAUAA